AUGCAGGCAUGGUUGAGGAUGCUACAAACUGUUUAUCAAAAAAAUUCAAGAGACUUUUCAGGAGUCUAUGGAUCUUCAACGAUUUUCAUUGAUCACCUGAAUGAAAAGCUUGCUGCAGAGGACAUUGCCAUCAGUAAAUCUUUCACUGAACUUAGAUUAACAAAAUGUGCAGUUCCUGCAAAUCAACAACACAACUUUGAAGUUUCAUGCUACAAUGUCAUCUGUGAUACAGUUUUGGAAAGUAUGAGAACCAGGUUUGCCACUCAUGGCAAACUUUACAUGCAGAUUGCAUGUUUUGACCCAAACCAGUUUGAGGAAAUAUUGGCUUCUCCUGAAAAAAUACAGCUUGAUGUCAUUUCUACAGCUGUUCCUGAAAUUGAUGGCCUUGUUCUUUGUGAAAAAUUGAUUUAA
This is a messenger RNA of Pelobates cultripes (western spadefoot toad), 411 nucleotides long. NCBI's taxonomy places the organism in Eukaryota, Metazoa, Chordata, Amphibia, Anura, Pelobatidae. The record is from the annotation of a GenBank genome assembly.